This is a messenger RNA of Macrobrachium nipponense, 1116 nucleotides long. RefSeq names its product putative autophagy-related protein 11. The transcript has a single exon. The record is from RefSeq and is a predicted model, not a curated record. Bases 1 to 1116 code for a protein of 371 amino acids. Lineage: Eukaryota; Metazoa; Arthropoda; Malacostraca; Decapoda; Palaemonidae.
AUGGAACAACUCGAUGAGACUGACGACUUGGAUACUGACUGUGAAGACAGUCUAAACAUGGAACAACUCGACGGUAAUCUUCUUCAACAAAUUGAAAAACUUCUCGAUGACAAACUGCAUUUAGAGGAAGAUUUAAGAUUGGCUCAAAAUAAAGUGCAGAAGCUGGAAAAGGUAAAUGAAGAACAGACGGCUACAAUAACGACAUUGGAGAGUCAUCUGGGUGAGAAAGAUCUCUUGCUCAAGAAGAGAGACGAAGAGGAAAGAGAAAGGGAAACGUUCUUCCAGCAGGAGAUGGCUGAGAAGCAGAGAGAGCUGGAGGCCACUGUACAGAAGGAAACAGAACUCUGCCUCAAAUUAAAAGAAUCCGAAAAUAUGAAUCAGUUGCUUGAUUUGGAAAACGAAGAGUUCUGUAGGAUGAAUGAAGACCUUAGGAACGAUUUACUUGAGAAAGAGAAGGAAGUCGACCUUCUGAAAGAAUCCCUCAACCUUAAAACUAAGGAAUUGGAGGAAGGUCAAGACAAACGGGAAAUAAUGAAGAGACGAUUGGAGGAAACUCAAGAGGAUAACUCUUCUCUCCAAGAAAAACUGAGGCUCGCUGAAAAAGAGAACGUAGGUAUCCAGCAGGAUGUCCUGAUGAUGCAGGACGAAAAUCAAAAGCUCCAGUCACUUCUCAGCCAAGCAGAAUCUGUGGCCAUCUUGACAAAUGAAAUCUUAAACGCUGAGAAAACAAGUCAUAAGUUACUAGGAGACGAGCUUCAAGUCAUGAAGAACUGGGUGGCUGAACUAGGCGGAGAAAACGCCAAGAUGAAAGGAGAAUUAAAAGAAAAGACACUGGACAUAAUGUUACUAGAGAAAUCAUUAGAAACUGAGAGACAAAAAAACAGUACUCUGCAGGAUGCUCUCCAUCUUCUGAAAGAAAUAGAGAACUUGCUGGAAGAAGCGAAGAAAAGAGAGAACGAGAAAGACGAGGAGGUCGAGAGGCUGCAGAAAGAUAAUGAAGUCUAUAGAGAACAAAUUGAAAAUAUGGAGAUGAAGCUGGAAAAUAAACUGCGAGGAGGCAGGCAGAAAGGCUAUUCGGAGCACUCAAGGAGCAGGUACAUAAAAAUAGCCUCUUAG